CCACAGACCCUCGAGACUCUGCAAAAGACACACGUCCCUGAAGUGGGCUCAAUGAUGAUGAAGGGGCUUCUGCUCCUGUGUCUGCUCCCCUUACUCGGAGUCAGAGGUCAAGGGUCAUCGGCGUGCCCCCACCUUUGUACCUGCCAUCACAGUCAGGUGGACUGCAGUGGCAGGUCUCUCACCAGCACUUCACUCCCCGCCAGUUUCCCUCCCGGCACAACUGAGCUCCAUCUGGACAACAACCUGCUGACCACACUGCCUUACGGCUUCCUGGAUACCCUGACAUCCCUGCGCUCAGUCUCCCUCCAUGGCAAUCCAUGGAUGUGCAACUGUGGUGUGCUGUACUUGCGAGAAUGGCUGUAUCGCCAGCCGAUCGGCAUCGUCUCACACCUCAACAUCAGCUGCAGUUCCCCUCCCCACCUGACAGGGAGGCUGGUGGUGUACUUGACAGAAGCGGAACUCCUGGAUUUGUGUCACUACUGGUACUGUGACCUGGCUCUGGCCUCAAUGCUGUGUCUGUUUGUGUUUGUGGUGGUUCAGGUGCUGCUGGUAGUGGCAGUCAUCAUGUUCCUCAGGAAAUUUGAGAAGCUGUCCAGGGAGGCCAGAGGAGCCACAGAGGAAAGCUUCGCCAUGGGAGAGGGCACGAUGGCUGAUGAGCUCGAGCCCUUGAAGGACAGCAGCAUGUAAGAUGGAGGAAGGUCAUCUGUUGUAGGUGGUUCCUUGAUGAGAACAGUUAAUUGUUUCUUUUUUAUUUCAGUCACACAAUGAACAGGAAAAUGUCACAAUAAUACAUUUAAUUUGUAGACUAAAAGAUUGUCUUUAAGCCCAUCACACCCAUCUCCCCAAGCCCACUGUUGUCUGUAAACUGAAAAAUGUUCUGUCUGAUGGGGUGCAAGAUGUUUAAUUUACUUCAUGUGAGACAACUUGAGAUCCUUUCCAGCUACAUUGCAUCACAUAAUGUAAUUGUAAUGUUUACUUCAGAAAAGUUGUUUUUUUUACCAUUUUUCUUAUUAAUAGAUUGAGAAUAUGUUCGUGUUCCCGUGUAUGUUUUUCUGGCUGAUUUUUUUUAAUCAUUAAAGAUACUCAAA
Lampris incognitus (smalleye Pacific opah) is the source of this 1088-nucleotide messenger RNA. It is a transcript of the gene gp1bb, whose product is annotated as glycoprotein Ib platelet subunit beta. The transcript is spliced from 2 exons. Lineage: Eukaryota; Metazoa; Chordata; Actinopteri; Lampriformes; Lampridae. Bases 52 to 687 code for a protein of 211 amino acids. The record is from RefSeq and is a predicted model, not a curated record.